UUCCUUGCUUUGCCGCAGACCCUGCAAACAGGUCGAGGGCACCAUGACUGAGUAUCACAAACCACCGAAACAGGUAAGAAACCCUUCUAUAGCUCCCUCGCGCAGCGCUGGCUUCGCGGCCAGUUGCUUCGUGCUGCCGCGGCCGAAUGUCGAGCGAUACUAAGGAGACGGCGGAAAUCAUGCCUAACCGCGGCCGCUGCGCGUCAGUGGCAAAGCUCGCGCGGCCCCGUUGCACGUUCCAGCGCUGCUGGCAGCCGUGAGCGCGUGCGACGGACGGCGCAUUCACUUGUUGUGCGCACGGCGGAAGGCCGGCAGAUGCGCGGUUAGAUCUGCGCCAUCGCGGCCCGCCCACGCCGCCGCCGCGGACGCGCCGCACACCUACCACACACACGCUACCCCACACCCCCUCGCGCGCGAAACGAACCAAAACUAUGCAUUCCGUAGGCGAAAGUCGCCAUCCUCACGGCCGGCGGCCUCGCGCCGUGCCUCUCGUCCUCGGUCGGCUUUCUGAUCGAGAAGUACACAGCUAGAAACCCCUCCAUCGAGAUUAUUUGCUACAUCUCGGGCUACAAAGGGUUGCUGUCGGGUGAGCACGUCAAGGUCACGGACGCCGUCCGAGAAAACGCGUCAGUAUUACAACUCCACGGAGGAAGCCCGAUCGGCAACUCUAGAGUGAAACUGACCAAUGUCGAAGAUUGCGUCAAGCGCGGCCUGGUGGUGGAGGGAGAAAACCCCUUACACCGCGCGGCCGAGCAGCUGAUGAUGGACCAGGUCACGAUCCUCCACACCAUCGGCGGCGACGACACGAACACGCAGGCGGCCAAGAUCGCCGAGUACCUCGAGGGCCACAACUACCCCGUGACGGUCGUCGGCAUGCCGAAGACGAUCGACAACGACGUCGUGCCCAUCAAGCAGUCUCUCGGCGCGUGGACGGCGGCCGAGGAGGGCGCGAAGUUCUUCGCGAACGUCGUGAACGAGCAGUCCGCGAACCCGCGCAUGUUGAUCAUCCACGAGUGCAUGGGGCGGGACUGUGGCUACUUGACGGCGGCGACGGCGAAGGCCUACAUGGACUCGUUGCACGGCUUACCUCUAUUACCUGGGUUGAAUCUCACCAAACAAAGAAAAUGCCUCCAUGCCGUCUACGUGCCGGAAGUGCGCAUCGACGUCGACGCCGAGGCUCGUCGACUCAAGAGGGUCAUGGACACGCACGACUGCGUGAACAUCUUUUUGUCGGAAGGUGCGGGCGUGCAUGAUAUCGUCGCGCAGCUCGAAGCGCGGGGCGAAUCCGUACCUAGGGACGCGUUCGGUCACGUGAAGCUCGAUAAAGUCCAACCUGGGGCUUAUUUUGCCAAACAAUUUGCGGAGAAGCUCGGUGCGGAGAAAGUGUUGGUCCAGAAGUCGGGCUACAUGGCGAGAGCGGCCCCGGCGAACGUGGCCGACCGGGCCCUGAUCAACGCCUGCGCGACGCUCGCCGUCGAGUGCGGCAUCAAGGGCAACUCCGGUUGUAUUGGUCAGGACGAAGAACGAGGUGAUUCGCUGCGGGCCAUCGAGUUCCCGCGCAUCAAGGGCGGCAAGGCCUUCGACGUGCGGGUCGACUGGUUCCAGGACCUGCUGCGCCAGGUGAACUCCGUCUGAUUGUUUUUAGCCCCCCACCCCCGCCCCGCAAGAAGCGCGGCGGGGAGACCAUCCUCGACCCCCCCACUAAAUUCGUCGAAUCCA
Pelagomonas calceolata is the source of this 1719-nucleotide messenger RNA. Lineage: Eukaryota; Pelagophyceae; Pelagomonadales; Pelagomonadaceae. The record is from the annotation of a GenBank genome assembly.